AUGAGAGGCAAGAAGCGACCCCCAGAAGAGAGGGUGUCAGUGGUGGCAGGUCCUUUGCCGCCAUGUCGUGUUUGUGGCGAGCAGGCAGCAGGAUUCCACUAUGGAGCCAAUACGUGUGAGGCUUGUAAGGGCUUCUUCAGGCGGAGCCUGCUGCGAAAUGGUGACUACGAAUGCGUUAGAUCUGGUAACUGCACCGUGGGCCCAAACCGGAGGAAAAGUUGUCCCAAAUGCAGAUACCUCAAGUGCUUAUCUGUGGGCAUGUCAAAGGAAGCUAUCAAGACGGGUCGUUAUACUUACACAAAGAGGACGCAAGACACUAUGGAAAUCAAAAUGCUAAAGCAGAACAAACACCAGCUAAAAGCAGAUCUCAGAAUGGACAAUGACUAUGCUACAAAAGGAUCUAAUAUAUAUUCCUUUGAGCAGAGAAGUUUGCUGGAGAACAUCAGUGACGGUGACAGCCUCUGUGGUAACUCUUACUGCAGUUUGUCACCAGCAGUUGAGACAUCAGCUGGUUCAGAACCUAUCUCCCCAGCUUCUGCAGCUUCAUCCUCUUCAUCUUUAACAGAGCUGACAUCAACAUUGUCAGUCAAUAUUUUAUCUCUAUCAAAAAGCAGUUCACAAAUGAGCAUGCUGGAGUUACCAGCUGAAGAACUGAAGACUGCAAAAGACUUGUCUGACGGAAAAGAGCCAUGUGUAAGACCAACAUCAGUGACAGGGGAUUUGAGUCUUCAGUGUAUUGAACUGUUAGCAGCAGAAAACAGUGAAUCACAGAGAAAUAAUGUAUCGUCACAAUCACAUAGAAAUCUUGUGUCUCCAGAAUCACAAAGAAAUCAGGUGUCUCCAGAAUCACAGGGAAUUCAUGUGUUUCCAGAAUCACAAGCCAGUGAUAUCUCUCCAAAAUCACAAGCAGUGGAUCAUCUUCACAGUCCAGGUAAUGCAUGGACACCAGUAGAGACAACAGACAUGCCUGUGGGUCCAAACUGGCAAGUCUACAGCGAGGCCGAGCUAGAUGACUUUAUUUCGGUGAUUGUGUCGGGUCACAGAACACUUGUUGACGACGUAAAUAGUUUGCCAGAUGAAAAUAUUCAGAAGAUGUUCAGAGAGUGCCAAGAAAGAUGCAACCUGCAGACUGAAAUCUUUGGUCACUUGGGCACCAUUCAGAGGGAUGAGCAUGACCAGAUUUAUACUUCCACUGGUUUGGAUGUGGAUGGGCGCCUGGAUAACCUCAGUUAUGCAGCACAGAAGAUGGAUGUCUAUGUCCGGCAGAUGAUUUCUUUCAUGAAGUUGAUACCAGGAUUUAGAUGUUUAAAACUGUCUGAUCAGACGGCCUUAGUGAAAGCCAGCAUGGAUGACCUCUUUAUACUGGGCUACUACCGGGGCUACAACAAGGAGGAGCGGAUGGUGGUGGAGGCCAGCAGGUCUUACUGCAGGCACCAGUUGUUAUUCAGCCCUGACGAGGGAAUGGAUGUCAUUUUUGACAUAGCGCAGAGACUGCAAGCUUUACCCCUGACCUUUGACAUGAUUGUGGUUCUCAAGUCACUGUGUAUAUUCUUCACAGAUAGAGCAACUCUGGAAGACUCUCAAGCUAUAGAACAGUUACAGGUGAAAGUUGUCCAGGCAUUGCUACUGUUGCUGAAGAGACAGCUGCCGAGCCAGGAAAACCAGAUGUUUGCUAGGAUUGUGUCCAUCCUGGCACUGACCAGAGAGCACACUGAAUGCUGCCAUAAGUUUAUUCUGGCACACAUGUUGUCUGGCAGUUACAUUGAACGAUUCCAUAAUGUCCCUAUUAUUAUAGAGUUUUUGCACGCACACUUGAAUCACUGA
Molecule: messenger RNA, 1824 nt
Organism: Candidula unifasciata
Lineage: Eukaryota; Metazoa; Mollusca; Gastropoda; Stylommatophora; Geomitridae
Source: the annotation of a GenBank genome assembly